Suricata suricatta (meerkat) is the source of this 195-nucleotide messenger RNA. RefSeq names its product keratin-associated protein 19-6-like. NCBI's taxonomy places the organism in Eukaryota, Metazoa, Chordata, Mammalia, Carnivora, Herpestidae. The coding region runs from base 1 to 195 and encodes 64 amino acids. The transcript has a single exon. The record is from RefSeq and is a predicted model, not a curated record.
AUGAGCUACUACUACGGCAACUACUAUGGAGGCCUGGGCUAUGGCUGUGGAGGCUUCAGUGGCCUGGGCUAUGGCUGUGGCUGGGGAUGUGGCAGCUUCCGGAGACCGGGCUGUGGCUCGGGCUGGGGGGGCCUCAGAUACGGCUGCAGCCGCCCACUGUGCUAUGGAGGAUAUGGGUUCUCUGGCUUCUACUAA